CUACCUUUGGAGAUAUGCAAAUAUGAGGGUUUUCUUUUUCUUCAAUCAAUGUAGGCCAUUGGGCAACAUGAUGGGCUCUGGACCUCGGGUUUCUGGACAUCUCCAAUACCCAGACAAUUGGAAUGCCUUCUUUCUCCCAGAGGAUACAGAGGUCAUGGGCCAACAGUGCAUCGCUAAGGUGCCAGGGCAGGCAUAAAUAGUGGCUGACUGACAAACAGAGGUUCAUUUCCCUGGAACUCCUGAGGCCUCGAGGAAGCAAUCUGGAUACAUCUUGGCUCCACUGUCUGAGGUCCCUUAGACUGCUCAGUCCUUCUGGCUGAGACCCAUAUUCAGGGGGACCUGAGUCAGUCCCAUACUGGCUUCCCACCUAUCAGUCUGGUGGCCUAUUAGCUCCUCCUUGUUCAGGCCAUGCUGCACCUCCUAUCCAUGCUUGUCCUGCUUGUGCAUCCCCUGGGAACCCAUGGAGCAGAAGUGAAGAGCCUCUCACAGAGAUCAGUAACCAACACCUGCACCCUAGUCAUGUGUAGCCCCACAGAGAAUGGCCUGCCUGGUCGUGAUGGACGGGAUGGGAGAGAGGGUCCAAGGGGUGAAAAGGGUGAUCCAGGUUUGCCAGGACCUGUGGGGCUCCCAGGGAUGCCUGGUCCUGCAGGUCCAGUUGGGCCCAAAGGGAACAAUGGCUCUGCUGGAGAACCUGGACCAAAGGGAGACUCUGGACCAGUUGGACCUCCGGGACUUCCAGGUGCGCCUGGUCUAGCCGGGAAAGAAGGCCCCUCUGGCAAGCAAGGGAACAUAGGACCUCAAGGCAAACCAGGUCCGAAAGGAGAGGCUGGGCCGAAAGGAGAAGUAGGUGCUCCAGGCAUGCAGGGAUCUGCAGGGGCAAAAGGUCCUGCAGGUCCCAAGGGAGAAAGAGGUGCCCCUGGUGAGCGAGGAGCCCCUGGGAAUGCUGGGGCAGCAGGGCCUGCUGGAGCUGUGGGUCCACAGGGAGCUCCAGGUUCCAGAGGGCCCCCAGGACUCAAGGGGGACAGAGGUACUCCUGGAGACAAAGGAGCUAAAGGUGAAAGUGGGCUUCCAGACAGCGCUGCACUGAAGCAGCAGGUAGAGGCCUUAAAAGGACAACUACAGCAUCUAGAAGCUACCUUCUCUCGCUAUAAAAAAGCUGCACUCUUCCCUGAUGGCCGAAGUGUUGGAGACAAGAUCUUCAGGACAGGGGGCUCUGAAAAGCCUUUUGGGGAUGCCCAGGAGAUGUGCAGGCAGGCUGGAGGUCAGCUGGCCUCCCCACGUUCUGCAGCUGAGAAUACUGCCAUAGAGCAGCUGAUCACACCUCACAAUAAGGCUGCCUUUCUGAGCAUGACUGACAUGGACACAGAAGGCAAGUUCACUUACCCCACAGGAGAGCCCCUAGUCUACUCCAAUUGGGCUCCAGGGGAGCCCAACAACAAUGGUGGAGCAGAGGACUGUGUGGAGAUCUUCACCAAUGGCCAAUGGAAUGACAAGGUUUGUGAAGAGCAGCGCCUUGUCGUCUGUGAGUUCUGAGCCACUAGGGGUAGGAGACAGGACAGUGCUUGAGCCAGUGGUAUGGCUCAGACCUGUGUGUUGCCAACACCCUAAUAAAAGGUGACUACCUGUGUAGCUUGGGUUCUCUGAAAAAAACGGUCAAAGGCAGGGUUACCAGAGCACAUCUAUCAGAGUAUUGUGCAUGGCUGCCUUCCUAUGCUGAAAACCUCUCAGGAGAAAGAGAGGCCCUGUUUUCUCCAGCAUUAUAGGGGAUGAAAGUUCAUCUCUAUGACCUGUCACAGAAUGCAAUGUUUUCAUCUUGGUCCUGAGGCUGAUGGUAUCCUCUUUAAACUUUCUCCUUUGGGCUUUCUCCACUCUUGCCUGAGGUUCCUGGCAUCCUGGCUGCUCCUGGCCUUACAUCUCUAUUCUUCCCCUUCACCACCUAAUGGCCACACACAGGCCCUAGCUCUCUGUUCUCAUUCACUCCACGGUGUGAUCACUGGCUUUAUAUUCCAUAUGUGGUCCUUUUGAUGCCCCCAAACUAAAAAAUGGUAAGCUAUAGACCUCUAGCUGUCUGAAAGCCCAGCAGAAUGACCAGGCAGGAAAUGUCUGUUUCCCUACUCGAUGUCAUGGCUACACCUAGGAAAUCAUUCCUCAAAAGCCUUAUCAGUGGAGCUGAGACAGGCCUUUGUACCAAUGUAAACUCAUCUGGAGUCUCAGGGAGGAAGGAGCAGAGGGGCUAGCCAUGCUCUAAAGGAUCCUAAGCCUUAUGCUGCCAGAUGGUUCUAGAGUAGUCUAUCUCUUCUGCCUCAGAGAUAAUGCAGUUAAUAAUACUUAUGUAUUUUAAAAUUUAUUUUUAUUCUAUGUGUAUAAAUGUUUCACUGGAACGCA
Phodopus roborovskii (desert hamster) is the source of this 2385-nucleotide messenger RNA. It is a transcript of the gene Sftpd, whose product is annotated as surfactant protein D. Bases 409 to 1533 code for a protein of 374 amino acids. The transcript is spliced from 10 exons. The record is from RefSeq and is a predicted model, not a curated record. NCBI's taxonomy places the organism in Eukaryota, Metazoa, Chordata, Mammalia, Rodentia, Cricetidae.